AGAUACGGCGGGGUUUCAAUUCAUUGUCAGAACAUCAGAUCGACGCUUGGAUGACGACGAUCGCAGGGCCGCCGUGAGCCAUGCAUCAAAAGCUCGGUGGAAACACCGGAAAGACCGCCAGAUGCACUCGUGGAUUGAUCCCGCUCGUAGUUUGAAGCGCCCAAACAAGUCAGAUACACCUAACUUGCCUGCAAUCCCCCUUCCCAGUCUCAGGCGGAUUGGUGGAGACUUCUCCGCCACACAGUUACCCCAAGGCAUCGAACCUGCCAUGAUACAGGAACUGGUCAAACUCAUCGAUAUUGACAAGGUUGGCGUCUAUCCCUACGAGAUCUGCCUUCAAGUACAUCCCGUCCAGCGAGGCUGGUUUCCUUACAUGAUCAGCGACCUCUGCUGCAUCCACUCGAUGAUGUUCUCAGUCCACGCAUUUGUCGGCAAUUCUACCUGCAGUGACCAAGUCAGCCGCUUAGCAGCUUUUCACUAUGACCAAGCCUUGCAGCUUCUACAGGCUCGCAUCAAUGACUUUGGGCAUGGUCUGCGGAACGCCGUAUUCGGCGACUCCACCCUGAUGGUCAUUAUCACUCUGGCCAUGGCUGCCGAGCUCGCGGGAGAUUUUGUGGCUGCACAGAAUCACGUUGAUGGCCUUCUCAAAAUCGUCGGCCUACGAGGAGGUCUGAGGUCUUUGGACACGCAUACUAAUGUCCAAGUCAAGGUCUGCAGGGCCGAUCUGGAUCUGGCAUUACGGUUGGGCAUCCCACCACGUCUGUUCCGUGAUCAGAUCGACUGGGAUUGCUUCAUCGCGGAUCGUGGUUUGAUCCGAUGCAACCAUGAACAUCACGAGCUCCAUAUAUCCGCUUUCGUGGACACCUUGGACUCCAAAUUGAGGGAUUGCUGGAAAGACAUCCAUGCCUUUUCUUGCUUAAGCAAUCUAGCCUACCAGACCACCCAGAAGCUGUCGCCAGAAACAUACAAUGAGAUGAUGAUAUCUAUCUUCUACCGACUCACCCAUCUUUCUUUCGAGGACGACCUUUCGCAUGAAAUAAUCCGGUUGGCGUUGCUGACCUUCUGCUCGACACUGUUUCUGACACGGCUUUAUCUGGGACAACCAUAUGAGCGUCUGUUCGACCUUUUCAGUUCCACCUUGUCCAGGUUAUGUCAAGAUCCAGGCACCGUUGUGCCGGACUCAAUAACGCUAUGGCUGAUGAUCUUGCAUCACGUGGUUGCAGAUAAAGAAUCCUCUUCUGAAGCGUGGGAGAGCGUCCAACUCAGCAAGGCGAUCGCCCUUACCAGGAUGGACACGUGGUCGCAGGCUCACCAAGUCCUAAGGUCCAUCAUGUGGGUCGACUUUGUCCAUGAUGCCCCAGGAAGGAGGGUGUUCGAUGCAGCCAGAAAGCGGAUGGGGGACCUCGAAGCCGGUGAUAUCGAUCGUGCUUCAUCUGGGUGCACGCGACUUGGACUGUCCAAGCCAACGGACCUUUGAAACCUGAGGCGCACUCAACUGGGACAUGAUGGUCAAAUAUCACUGUCCG
Messenger RNA from Exophiala xenobiotica, 1526 nucleotides. RefSeq lists its product as uncharacterized. The record is from RefSeq and is a predicted model, not a curated record. Lineage: Eukaryota; Fungi; Ascomycota; Eurotiomycetes; Chaetothyriales; Herpotrichiellaceae. Bases 122 to 1477 code for a protein of 451 amino acids. The transcript is spliced from 3 exons.